Aethina tumida (small hive beetle) is the source of this 2214-nucleotide messenger RNA. RefSeq names its product protein NEDD1. Lineage: Eukaryota; Metazoa; Arthropoda; Insecta; Coleoptera; Nitidulidae. Gene Ontology annotation, cellular component: ciliary basal body; pericentriolar material; spindle pole. The record is from RefSeq and is a predicted model, not a curated record. Gene Ontology annotation, biological process: mitotic cell cycle; microtubule nucleation. The coding region runs from base 406 to 2139 and encodes 577 amino acids. Gene Ontology annotation, molecular function: gamma-tubulin binding. The transcript is spliced from 2 exons.
AUAAUGCAUUAAAUAAUACUAUAAUUUUACUAUGUUUAAAAAACAAUAAUAAACUAAUUGCAUUAAAAAAAAUAGUAGAUUUUGUUUUACCUCAGAACUGCUGGAACUAAAUUUCUAAAAUAACUUGGUGCAAAUAUGAAAUUUAACUUUCCAUUUUCGACUUAACCUGCAGUGACCAUUUUAUUAGCUCAACAUCAGUUCAGAAGUAAAUUAAUUUCAAAAGUUUAUAAAAAAAAACUCAUUUUGCUAUCCUAUUAUUAAAAAGACAGUAUAAACAAAUUUUGGAAAUUAUGCGCAUGCGCACAAUUCAAACACAACCUUACAGAUCUCCUAUUAGUCGUUACAUUAAUUUUACGUGUUGUGUUAUAAAAUUGUGCACGCGAAUUAUCUGCAAGUUUAAGUAUCAUGAAUUUGGUUUCUGCUUCCAAUAAUUUGAAAGUACAUGCAUUAUCAACGGGGGAAUUGGUACACCAGUACCAAACUAAAUCUAAUAGUUCCCUAAGAAGCAUCUCCUUUUCAAAAGACUGGUGUUGGUUGGCCUGCGUUUCCAAUUCCGGACCCACUGAAAUCAUUGCAAUCACUGAUCAAUUGAAACCAUUGUAUAAGGUUAAUAAUGUUAAGGAUGCUACCUGUGCAGCAUUUCAACAUACAACAAAAAAGUAUCUCGGAAUUGGUACUCAAAAGAGUUCGGUUUUAGUAUAUGAUGUUAAAUUUCGAAAGCCCACGAAAGAAUUUCGGACGCCAUCAUCAGUGACACACGUUGCUUUUACGGCUAAGGACAGUCAUCUGGUUGCAGCUUGUGACAACGGUGAUGUCGUACUGUUCAACAACGAAGUUAACACCCGCUCUACGACUCUCAACGUUCCUAAAUCUUCAUCAGUGUCUGUAAUACGACCCAACAUUCAGAAACGUCAUUUACUUCUAGGUGGUAGUGAAGAAGGUAUCACAGUGUGUUGGGACACCAACACUUCGCAAGUUAAGUUCAUGAUGGAAAGUCACCAAGCUCCUGUGUCGGCUUUGACCUUCUCGCCCAUAAAUUCAGAUUUAGUAUUGACGGCGGGUUUAGAUCGAAAAAUUAACUUAUAUGAUGUCGAUGGGCACCACUGUAUAAAGUCAUUAUCCAUGAACAAUAAUAUAUUUGCCGUAGAUUUCUCACCCGAUGGAUCACACUUUGCGUUAGGUUCUCAGAACGGAAGAAUUUUAGUAUAUGAUGCCAGGAAGAUGAACUUACCUGUUAUCGUAAUUCAGGCACAUAAAGAACAAAGCGUCAACGAUUUGUUGUUCCAAAAGAUUAACCCUGAAUCCAAUUCAGUCGGAAGUCAAUUAGAAUCUGAUCAAAUGUCAGCCUCAAUGGAGGAUACGAACGGCAAUGAAGAGAGUUUUGGAAAUUUCACAGCGAUGCUCUCGCAAGAAGUAAACGACUCGCAGAAAGGGGAAGAUGGUAGAGACUCCUUUUUGGAAGCCGUCAACCAACUGGGUCAGAGCUCUGUACAGGAUUCUCACGGCAGGGAUUCUUUUCUUGAAGCGUUAGGAUUAGAUCAUAGUUUAAACGAGUCCAAAGCGGUGGAAGCACACGCCGAACAAGAUAAAUUGGACAUAAUUCCUGAGAUCGUGGAAACUUGUCCUCAAGAUAUUGCAUCAGAGAGGAAUGCAACGCCAAUAUCCAGCGUCCGUAAAAUUCACGAAAGAAUUGAACAUGGUGAAAGAAAAAGUCAAGCAUUUUCCACACCGGUCAAUUUGGAACCCAAAUCCGCCGGUAAAAACAAUUUUCACGACGUAUCUCCCGUAAUUAGUUCGUCGAAUUUAGAAGUCGGAUCUAUGAUAAAAAAAGUUGUGAGCGAAGUUGUUUCUGAACAACUUGAUUCGUUCAAAAAGGAGAUGAUGGAGUGUUUAAAUGAACAAUUGCAAAAGGUGAAGGAGGAAAACGCCCAAAAUAAUUUCAAUCAAAAGUGUAGUAACAUGCAUAUGUACCUUAAUUUGGUCACCAUGCUUAUGAGUAAGAACAAUGCUGAUGAAGAUAAGUUUAAUGAACUGAUAAACAUUCACAAAUCAGAUUGUUAUCACGUAAAAGAAAUAGCCGCCUUGAAAAAGUAUAUCGCCCAAUUGGAGGCGCAGAUUUAUUAUAAAUAUUCUGAUUGAUUUACAUAUUAUAUUUACAUAAAAAACUAUUUUUAUAAUAUUUUGUAAUAUUUUCAAUAAAGUUUUGUAGUAAAA